AUGGACAGCUUUGCGGGGCUUGGAUUCCUGUUGUGCAGGCCCAGCAAGCGCAGGCCAGCCGAGGAAACAUGCGGCGCAUGUCUUCAUGUGUUCCUCUGCAAGGCUGCGCUUGCAGAGAGAACUGAAGCGAAGGCCUCCAAGGUAAGUCCAUCCAAGGAAAGCCCGGAAGUGCAGACAGUGACGCGAGUCGUGACGGUCGAGAAAGAGAAAGACAAAAUCGUGGCUCCUGCUGCACGUGACGGUGGGUGGAAGGACAAGUGCACGGCGCUGGAAGACGAGAAGAUCGAUUUGGAGAAUAAGAUCACAGAGUUGAACCAGCAGGUCCAGGUCCUGACAGAAAAGCUCCAGGAAGUUGGAGGAGAGCAGGCGAUACGCGAAGUCCAGGAAAAAAUCAAGCUGACUCCAGUGAAAAAGAAGAAAAAGAAGCGGUCCGCCUACCAGCGCCUCUGGCAGGAUGCCCAGCGGCGGAUCAUCUCCAUGCGGGUUCAAGCGAAAAGUUUGGCAGAAGAACAGGGGAAAGAAAUUGGCCAGUGGCGAAAGACGGUGGUCAGCGAAAAAUCAAUCAAAAUCAUCGAAAACAUCAGCAAGAUGCACAAAGCAGUCAGCACGGCCCAGCGCCGCCUGACACAUGCAAUGCUGCAGUUCCAAGCUGAGAGCUUUCCGGAGGGAGAGGACAGCCAGGAACUUCCGCAGGAGAACAGCCAGGACACGCUGGACACGCAGGGUACACAAGACAGCAACGAGGGAGCCAGUGAAGACAUGCAGCUGCACUCCGUCUGGGACGAUGAUGAUGAUGAAGAGGAGGAGGAUGGCGAACUCAGCCCGCUUCCUUUUCAGUUACCGAAGAGCGCCGGGACCACUCGAGGAGGAGUCACUGUCAGACGAGGAGAGUUGUCUGCGCAUUCAAUCAGUUCGAAAGCUUUGCAGGAGGAGGCUCGUCCUCCAGCUUCAUGA
Symbiodinium necroappetens is the source of this 954-nucleotide messenger RNA. The record is from the annotation of a GenBank genome assembly. NCBI's taxonomy places the organism in Eukaryota, Dinophyceae, Suessiales, Symbiodiniaceae.